GAAGAGGAAGAGAGCGCGCUGGCGGAGGGAUCGGCGGCUGCCCGGUGCGGAGGGAUCCGCGGGCUGCAGCCGAUCGGCGGGCGGCGAGGAGGGGGCGGUGCUGCGGCUCGGGGCCGGCUGAGGCGAGAAUCCCGGUAGCCAGGCAGCCUCCCUCCUUUCUUCCCUGCCUGCCUCCCGCCUCCCCGGCACGCAGAGGGGAGAGGCACCGAUAGCAGGGCUGAGAUCCGCGUAGAUGGGCGGCCAAACCCGUUGUUUUUUCGAAAGAGGAAGAUAAAGCUCAGCUGCCAGGCAUCGACUUUUCUGUUGGUGUUGCGUCGCUUUGUGAAAAUGGGGCUCGGUUACUCCAGCUAAAUCCUCCCGGCGCCUUAGAGUUGGUACAGCGAAGGACUUCUCGUUUUCUGCGGCAGUGGAGCUACGUUGAUGUUAGCCUCUCUGCUGUAAAAUGGAGAACGAAAUAUUCACACCCCUUCUGGAGCAGUUCAUGUCUAGCCCCCUUGUCACCUGGGUUAAGACAUUUGGACCGUUAGCUGGAAGAAACGGGACCAACCUGGAGGAAUAUGUGGCGCUAGUGGAUGGCGUGUUCCUGAGCGAAGUCAUGCUGCAAAUCAAUCCAAAAUCUGCUAAUCAGAGGAUAAACAAAAAAGUCAACAAUGAUACAUCACUAAGGAUUCAGAAUUUGUCUAUUUUGGUGAAGCAAAUAAAAACUUACUAUCAGGAGACUUUGCAGCAGUUGAUCAUGAUGUCUUUGCCAAACGUGUUAAUAAUUGGCAGAAAUCCCUUUUCUGAGCCAGGUACUGAAGAAAUAAAAAAACUACUCCUGCUGCUACUUGGGUGUGCAGUUCAGUGUCAGAAAAAGGAAGAAUUCAUUGAAAGUAUCCAGUGUCUGGAUUUUGACACGAGAGCAGCAGUUGCAGCCCACAUUCAAGAGGUAACUCAUAAUCAAGAAAAUGUGUUUGAUCUGCAGUGGAUGGAGCUCAUUGUAUUGACACAAGAAUAUGUUGAACCUCUCUUGAAAAACAUGGCAUUACAUUUGAAAAGAGUUAUAGAUGAAAGAGAUAAGCACUCAGAGACUAUCAUAGAACUCUCAGAAGAACGGGACUCUCUCCGUUUUCUACCUCAUGCAUCAGCAGCACAGUCACCUUGUGGAUCUCCUGGCAUGAAACGCACCGAAAGCAGGCAGCACCUGUCAGUAGAGCUAGCAGAUGCCAAAGCAAAGAUAAGAAGGCUUAGACAAGAGCUUGAGGAAAAGACUGAGCAGUUGCUUGACUGUAAACAAGAACUUGAACAGAUGGAAGCUGAACUAAAGAGACUUCAGCAGGAGAACAUGAAUUUACUCUCAGAAGCCCGUUCUGCCAGAGUGUAUAGAGAUGAAUUAGAUGCUCUUCGUGAGAAGGCAAUUCGAGUCGACAAGCUUGAAAGCGAAGUCAGCCGGUAUAAAGAGAGGCUGCGUGACAUUGAAUUCUACAAAGCUAGAGUGGAGGAGCUAAAGGAAGACAAUCAAGUGUUGCUAGAAACAAAGACAAUGUUGGAAGAUCAGCUGGAGGGGACACGAGCCCGUUCAGAUAAAUUACAUGAGUUAGAAAAAGAGAAUCUACAAUUAAAAGCUAAAUUACAUGAUAUGGAGAUGGAGCGUGAUAUGGACAGAAAGAAGAUUGAGGAACUCAUGGAGGAAAAUAUGACUCUAGAAAUGGCUCAGAAACAAAGUAUGGAUGAAUCGUUGCAUCUCGGCUGGGAACUUGAACAGAUAAAUAGGACUACUGAACUUUCUGAAGUGCCACAGAAAUCACUUGGUCAUGAAGUAAAUGAGCUGACAUCAAGCAGAUUACUGAAGUUGGAAAUGGAAAACCAAAGUUUGCUGAAGACAGUGGAAGAAUUACAAAAUGCAGUGGGUUCUGUAGAAGACAGUAGUUCAAGGAUUCUAAAAAUGGAGAAGGAAAACCAAAGACUUAACAAAAAGCUUGAAGGGCUAGAGAAUGAAAUUAGCCAAGAGAAACAAAGUCUGCAGAACAGUCAAAAUUUGAGUAAAGAUUUGAUGAAGGAAAAAACACAGCUUGAAAAGACACUUGAGGCACUUCGAGAAAACUCAGAGCGACAAAUUAAGCUAUUAGAACAAGAAAAUGAACAUUUGAAUCAAACUGUAGCUUCUCUAAGACAACGCUCACAAAUCAGUGCUGAAGCAAGAAUGAAGGAAAUUGAAAAAGAAAAUAAAAUUCUUCAUGAGUCUAUUAAAGAAACCAGUAGUAAGUUAAAUAAGAUUGAAUUUGAGAAAAAACAAGUGAGAAAAGAACUGGAACAUUAUAAAGAGAAAGGGGAGAGAGCAGAAGAACUCGAGAAUGAGCUGCAUCGUCUGGAGAAGGAAAAUGAAUUAUUACAGAAAAAAAUUACUAAUUUAAAAAUUACUUGUGAGAAGAUAGAGGCCUUAGAACAAGAAAACUCAGACCUGGAGACGGAAAACAGAAAGCUGAAAAAGACUUUGGAUAGCCUAAAAAAUCUCUCUUUUCAAUUAGAAUCCUUGGAAAAGGAAAAUUCACAACUUGAUGAAGAAAACUUAGAAUUAAGAAGAACAAUUGAAUCUUUGAAGUGUACAAGCAUUAAAGUGGCACAACUACAAUUAGAAAAUAAGGAACUGGAGAGUGAAAAGGAACAACUUAAAAAAAGCCUUGAACUCAUGAAAGCCUCAUUUAAGAAAAGUGAACGCUUAGAAGUCAGCUACCAAGGUCUAGACACAGAAAACCAAAGGUUACAGAAAGCCCUUGAAAACAGCAAUAAGAAAAUUCAGCAACUAGAAAGUGAAUUACAGGAUUUAGAGUCUGAAAAUCAGACUCUGCAGAAAAACUUAGAAGAGUUGAAAAUCUCUAGUAAGCGCCUAGAGCAAUUGGAAAAGGAGAAUAAAUUGUUAGAACAAGAGACUUCUCAACUGGAAAAAGAUAAGAAACAGUUAGAAAAAGAAAAUAAAAGACUUCGACAACAAGCAGAAAUUAAAGAUAGUACUUUAGAAGAAAACAAUGUAAAAAUAAGCAAUCUGGAAAAGGAAAAUAAAUCUCUACUUAAAGAAAUAGUUGUAUAUAAGGAGUCAUGCAUUCGCCUGAAAGAACUAGAAAAGGAAAAUAAAGAACUUGUGAAAAGAGCUACUAUUGAUAAGAAAACCCUUGUCACUUUACGAGAGGACUUGGUGAGUGAAAAAUUGAAGACCCAGCAAAUGAACAAUGAUCUAGAAAAGCUUGCCCAUGAACUUGAAAAAAUAGGCCUAAACAAGGAGCGUCUCUUGCAUGAUGAACAGACUACUGAUGACAGUAGGUACAAGCUUCUGGAGUCAAAAUUAGAAUCUACACUUAAGAAGUCUCUUGAAAUAAAAGAAGAAAAAAUUGCUGCUCUGGAGGCUCGUUUAGAAGAAUCAACAAAUUUAAACCAGCAACUCCGUCAAGAGCUUAAAACAGUGAAAAAGAACUACGAAGCCCUCAAACAAAGACAAGAAGAGGAAAGGAUGGUUCAGAAUUCUCCUCCAAGAAGUGGAGAAGAAAACCAGUCUGUCAAUAAGUGGGAGAAAGAAAACCAGGAAACAACUAGGGAACUACUGAAAGUUAAAGAUAGAUUAAUUGAAGUGGAAAGGAAUAAUGCUACACUGCAGGCAGAGAAACAAGCACUGAAAACGCAAUUAAAGCAGCUUGAAACACAGAAUAGUAAUCUGCAGGCUCAGAUUCUUGCACUUCAGAGACAGACUGUUUCUCUACAAGAACAAAAUACAACUCUACAAACUCAAAAUGCCAAGCUUCAGGUUGAAAAUUCCACCCUUAAUUCACAAAGUACAUCUCUUAUGAAUCAGAAUGCUCAACUGUUGAUCCAACAGUCUGCUCUAGAAAAUGAAAAUGAAUGUGUGCUCAAGGAUCGUGAGGACCUGAAAUCCUUGUACGAUUCACUUCUAAAAGAUCAUGAAAAACUGGAACACCUACAUGAACGCCAAGCUUCUGAGUAUGAAUCGCUGAUUGCUAAACAUGGAAGUCUUAAAUCUGCACACAAAAAUCUGGAGAUGGAGCAUAAGGACUUAGAAGAUAGGUACAAUCAGUUGCUGAAACAGAAAGUGCAGUUGGAAGAGUUGGAGAAAGUGCUCAAGACAGAACAGGAGAAAAUGCUUCAGCAAAAUGAAAAACACGAAACUGUGGCAGUAGAAUAUAAGAAACUUCGUGAUGAAAAUGAUAGGCUUGCUCAUGCAUACAGUCAACUCUUGAGAGAGAAUGAAGUUCUGCAAACUGAUCAUAAGAAUCUGAAAACGUUAUUGAACAAUUCCAAGCUAGAACAGACGCGAUUAGAAGCCGAGUUUUCUAAACUUAGAGAACAAUACCAACAACUGGAUAUUACAUCUACCAAAUUAAAUAAUCAAUGUGAGCUGCUUAGCCAGCUUAAAGGAAAUCUGGAGGAGGAAAACAGACAUCUACUAGAUCAAAUUCAGACAUUAAUGCUACAAAAUAGAACAUUACUUGAGCAGAAUAUGGAAAGCAAGGAUCUCUUCCAUGUAGAGCAAAGGCAGUACAUUGACAAGCUAAAUGAAUUAAGGCGACAGAAGGAGAAAUUGGAAGAGAAGAUAAUGGAUCAGUAUAAAUUUUAUGAGCCAUCUCCACCAAGAAGAAGGGGUAACUGGAUUGCUCUGAAGAUGAAGAAGCUGAUAAAAUCCAAGAAGGAUGCUAAUCGAGAACGUUUGAAAUCUGUGACCCAUACGCCUACCCGUUCAGAAUCCAGUGAAGGAUUUCUUCAGCUGCCCCACCAGGACAGUCAAGAUAGUUCCUCAGUGGGCUCAAAUUCUCUUGAAGAUGGCCAGACCCUGGGAACCAAAAAGAGUAGUAUGGUUGCACUGAAAAGACUGCCCUUUUUGAGGAACAGACCGAAGGAAAAAGACAAAAUGAAGGCCUUCUACCGUCGCUCCAUGUCCAUGAAUGACCUGGUGCAGUCCAUGGUCCUAGCAGGAGGACAAUGGACAGGUAGUUCUGAGCAUCUGGAGGGUCCUGAUGAUAUAUCUGCGGGUAAAAGGAGAAAAGAAUUGGGAGCUAUGGCCUUCUCUACUACAGCUAUCAACUUUGCAGCUGUCAACUCUUCUACAGGCUUCAGAUCCAAGCAGUUGCUAAAUAAUAAAGAUACUACAUCCUUUGAAGAUGUAAGUCCACAAGGUAUUAGUGAUGAUUCUAGUACAGGAUCAAGAGUUCAUGGAGUACAGGACAUUAACUGUGCAGAUGCUCUUGCUCCUCCUGUUCGUGGCAUUUCAACAAUGUGCAAGGUUCCUUGUCAAAUCUGUUUGCCCUUUUCUAAAGUGUCCUCUUGGACUGCCUGGAAAUCCCUUCGCUUUCUGACCUCUUCCAGACCAGCCAGCCUUGAUAGUGGCAGAACAUCCACUAGCAAUAGCAAUAACAAUGCUUCACUCCAUGAAGUCAAAGCAGGUGUGGUUAACAAUCAAAGCAGGCCGCAAAGUCACAGCAGUGGAGAGUUUAGUCUGCUACAUGAACACGAGGCUUGGUCUAGCAGCAGCAGCAGUCCUAUUCAGUAUUUGAAAGGUCAUACAAGGUCCAGUCCUGUGCUCCAGCAAAGAACACCCGAAACACUGGAUAGUCGUGGAAAACAGAUCAAAAACGGUUCUCCUGGAAGUGAAGUUGUUACCCUGCAGCAGUUUUUAGAAGAAAGCAACAAAAGUACCUCAAGUGAGAUGAAAUCUGCAAGUGAAGAGAAUCUUUUAGAUGAAGUAAUGAAAAGUUUAUCUGAGUCUGCUGAGCUGACAGGAAAGGAAAAGCUAAGAAAACAGGCAUCUGCUGGUUGUGGUAUUGUGAGGUCAUUAAGUGUAAAAAACACAGUUGAUUUCUCAGAUGGACGAUCCAUUAAACCAGAACAACUUGUAAGGCCCAGCUUACGUAAAACUGAAGAUGCCUACUUUACUAGCUCUCCAAUAAAAUUUACAUCAGGCACUCAAGGGAAGACCAAAUCAGUUAAAGAAAAGAUGCAAGCAACUGUAUCACAGCGACAAUCAAGAGAUUGCAAUCCUUAUGCUACUUUACCUCGUGCAAGCAGCGUAAUUUCUACCGCAGAAGGAACUACUCGAAGGACAAGCAUUCAUGAUUUUUUGUCUAAGGAUAUUAGGCAACCUGUUUCAGUUGAUCCUGCGCCAUCCACCGCUGACAGAAGCAUUCCAGCAACAUCUAGUGAGUACUCAGCACACCAGUUAUCCCCUAAUGUUUUGCACUGUGUGGCUUACAGAGUAGAUUGUGUUCCACAAAGUGAUGCAACUAAUACAGUUAAACCACGUAAUUUAGGAUGUAACUUUGAUGUGCCUAAGACUUCAAGGAUGGAAAGGUCAAGUUUUCAUGAGAAAACUUUAAGCACAAAUGUGUUUAAUGAUAAAGUCAGUGUAUCUGGCAAUGAUAGCAUGAGGUCAUUUACUGUGGCUCAUCCAUUUUUAUCCCUUAACACUGAAUUAGUUAGUAAUAUAAGUGGAUUGCCUCCAAGGUCUGCAUCAAAAACUGAUCAGGCGAACCUGUCAACAUUUAGAUCUGUAAUGAAAAGUCAAGAACAGCCUUCAGCUAAUCAGAAGUCUGAUCAUAGUGACCUACGGUCAGCUCUUACUAGUGAAUUUGCUCCUACCACCUGUGUAAACACUAGUGAGGCUGAACCCCCGUUGCUGGUUUCUGAAGAUAAUAAAACGCUGUGGUAUGAGUAUGGUUGUGUAUGAAAAGAAAACUGUAUUUUAAAAUACAUAAUCAUAUAUGGCAUGUAGGAUUUCUUUUCAAUGUCCACUGGAUUCAUAGAAAAUUUCACUGCAAUGAAAAAGUGAUUUGCUUUUAGAUCUAUGGGUUGGUGUUUUUCGUGAGAACAAUGACACAGAGUUCAGCUGUGUACUCUAGCAUGUAUUCGAAUGUAAAAUUGUAAUUUCACCAAAGUUUGCAUGAAACGUUAAUUGCACUGUGUAUAUUUUGCAUGCAUUUAAAAUCCUUUAUAAUACAAGCUAUAUUUAAUUUGUCAUCCAUUACAAAUAUUUUUUUUUUUUUUUUUUUUUCUUCUGUACGUAACUGAAUGCAUGUUAAACCAGUUGCAUGCUGCAUUGCUAAAAGCGGCGCAGUGAAUUACGUAAUUUUUGGUCCAAGACAGUACUUUUAAGUUGUGUUCGUGCUUUCAGAUGUAUCAGUAAUAUGUUGAUCAUGUAUUUGGAGUAGAAACACAUUUUUUUCCUCCUUUCAAAAAUGCUUCUUUUCAUUAGCAUUUCAUUUAGAGAGAUUUCAGUAUCUCACUCCUAACAUUUCUGCCACAUCCAGUGUGUCACUCCGCAUGUGGAACAAGUUAUAGCCCAAUAAUUCAGUGAUUUACCUUGCACAACAGAUAUGCAUCCUUGUUCAGAUUAACAUUCAAAUAUUUUGAUAAGUAACUACAAUUAACAUUCAUAAUCCUAAACAUAAAUGAUAAUUCUUAAGAGGUAAACAGCGUGCAGCACUUGCGAUGAAAAAAUGACCCUUUCCACCGUUUCCCUUUCAUAUGCAUUGUUUUUUCCACGUCUGGUGUACAAAUGUGGGGAGGUAUGCUGUUCAGUAGGAGUCAAGUAACACAGUUAUCUGAGACUCCGGGUGAUGUAUGGUAAUAAAAACUUGUACUGAUUAUGGAGGAAAUUCAUUUUUGCUUCUUACUAUAAGUAAUACUCACGUAAUAGAAAACAAGGUGCAACAAUAACAAAAACUGUUAAAUAUUAGUGCUGCAGAAUUUAAGAAGUAAUUUAAAAUUUGCUUACCAAAUUACAGGAAUAUAAGAAUGCUUAAGUAAAUAACUCAUUACUGUUUAGCUGGUCAUCUGGAAUUUAAUGUUGAAAAGUAAUUACUUAAUAAGCCGCUAUUUCAAGUAAUUGCUUGGAACUUUGCAAUGAUAAAUAUAAACAACAAAUUAAAAUUGUGCCAUACUCAAGCUAUAAUUCCAUGAGGUUUUAGACAUUGGCGCUUUUUUUUAGAGGAAAUAGUUACUGACAGUUGCAGCUCAAAAUUACAUGGGCUAU
Oxyura jamaicensis (ruddy duck) is the source of this 8011-nucleotide messenger RNA. It is a transcript of the gene CCDC88A, whose product is annotated as coiled-coil domain containing 88A. Gene Ontology annotation, biological process: cytoskeleton-dependent intracellular transport; cytoplasmic microtubule organization. The transcript is spliced from 34 exons. The record is from RefSeq and is a predicted model, not a curated record. NCBI's taxonomy places the organism in Eukaryota, Metazoa, Chordata, Aves, Anseriformes, Anatidae. Gene Ontology annotation, molecular function: dynein light intermediate chain binding; microtubule binding. Gene Ontology annotation, cellular component: cytoplasm; centrosome. Bases 443 to 6706 code for a protein of 2087 amino acids.